This is a messenger RNA of Phlebotomus papatasi, 1633 nucleotides long. RefSeq names its product sodium channel protein Nach-like. The coding region runs from base 1 to 1593 and encodes 530 amino acids. Gene Ontology annotation, molecular function: ligand-gated sodium channel activity. The record is from RefSeq and is a predicted model, not a curated record. NCBI's taxonomy places the organism in Eukaryota, Metazoa, Arthropoda, Insecta, Diptera, Psychodidae. Gene Ontology annotation, biological process: sodium ion transmembrane transport. The transcript has 5 exons. Gene Ontology annotation, cellular component: membrane.
AUGAGGACUUUGAGGUGCUUUCGAAAGGCAAUUCUUGUAACUUGGCAUCAAUAUUGUGAGAGAACUUUUAUCCACGGAAUUCGCUACAUUGAAGAUCCAAUGGGGAAUGUCUAUACUCACAUUAUGUGGCUAAUAGUCACAUCUACCUCCUUCAUCCUCGCCAUUAUGCUAGUCAAUACAUUCUGGGAGGCCUACAAAUUGAAUCCGACGAGGAUGAACGUUGAGAGUGUCAAUGUUCCAAUAACUGAACUAGAUUUUCCAGGGGUAACAUUCUGUAACGUUAACAGGAUAAAUAUGGAUAGGACGCAGGAAUUCGCGGAAAAUCUAACUAUCCCUGCAAAUCUUCAGGAUAUUUCAACUAAAAAAAUAGUCAAAUGGCUCAAGAGUACUUUGGGCUUUUCUGACUAUAUUACGGAAGUCGAUCCUGAGGAUUUGGCUACACUCCAGGACAUUCUGGAUGCCAAUAAUGUCUCGGUCUCCACUAUAAUGCGUCUGAUUCAGCAACCAUGUUCUGAUCUUCUAUUUCGUUGUCGUUGGGAAGGAAAAAUCGAAAAUUGUUCCACUCUGUUCAAGAGCGUUCCGACUUUUCGUGGUUUCUGCUGUUCCUUCUAUGUUCAGGCCUCUAAUAAGAAAUUCACAGCUCGCCGAACAAAUCACUUUGGCGUUGGUAGUGGACUCUCAGUGGUUCUAGCACCAGCUUUUGAGGACAAAACCAUCGAUGGAGUCUACACAAAAGGUAUCAGAGUGUUGAUAAACGAACCAGCUGCCUAUCCCGGGGACAGGAGCAUUGAGAAAAUCUACCCAUUGGGAUUUGAGAGUAUGGCCAGGGUAUCCGGGGAGCAGACAAACUGUUCAGAUGCCGUUCGACUACUUCCCAUUGAAGAUCGAAAAUGCUUCUUUCCCACUGAACACAUUCUUAAGUACUUCGGUGUCUAUCACGAGAAUAAUUGCGAUAUUGAGUGCAGAAUUGAUCAGACACUAAACUUCUGCCAGUGUGUACUAUAUUUCUUCCCAAAUCCUCGUCAUUUGGAAGUGUGCAAUGUCACUAAAAUUCCCUGCCUCGUGGACAACUACGAUCUCCUCAACCGACAGGAUGCGAAUAGUUCUACUGAAAGUUCAUGCAGUUGUCCUAGCAAUUGCAAUGGGAUUUACUACGAUGUCCGAUCAAAUAGUGCAGCAAUCACAAAAAUAACGUACUCAACCUCGCCACUUUAUGCUACCUCUUCCCAAACAAGGAUAAUGAGUGUGGGUAAGGAAUUAAAUAUUUAUCGGACAUUUUGCAGCAAGGACCUGAACGUGAGUUCUCACAUGAUCGUUCACGUGUUUUUUGGAUCGCAUGAUUUCAUGAAAUUGCGUCGCGAUUUGCUGUCUGAUUUCGUCGUCCUUAUUGCAAAUCUGGGUGGAGUGUUCAAUCUUUUUCUGGGCAUAAGUAUCCUCAGCAUGUUGGAGGUGCCCUAUUUUGCCACAGUCAGACUCUACAUGAAUUUCCGACGUCUUGAGGAGGAGCUGAAAAAGCGAGAUCUCUUCAUCAGUCGUCUCCAUGUCCAGGCACUUCAAGUCAAAGGACGAUUAACUGUCAUGCAUCACAAAUAAUUGAUUAACAUUCCUUUAUUGAUUCACCUUGGCUUUUUCU